ACUGCACUAGAUUUCUUCAUUAGUGGUACACUGAAAUCAAUAAUUCAAUCUGCCUGUUUACACUAGGAUCAAAUAUAUUGACACAUUUAUAUGUUAACACUAUAGUGAUAUGUGAUGUUUAUAAAGAUAUUGUGAAAAUAACUUCACACAUUUACAUUCUUUAUUUAUUUACACUCAGAAGUUUACUACAUACUACACAAGUUAUGAUAUGCUGAUAUUUGUGUAAACUAUCAGGGUGUUUGGCUAUGUGUGUGGUUUGAAAAUGAUGCAUAGACGUCAAGCCAGUAACACAGGCCUGUCCUGGUUUAAGUUUCCACGGCUACCGGCACCAGAGGAAGAAAACCUAUCUUUCAUGGAAAAAUGGCGGAAACAUAUGGACAGAAAAAAGAAAGAAGCAAAUGAUUUUAUACAAGUUAUAUUUAUGCGAGGUCUCAUGUUGUUUCAAGCACCGACCCAGAUUUACGCAUUCAUGUAUUACAUCAUACCCCACAUAUUUGAAGAUUACAGUCCUUGGACAAUAUACUAUAUGAAAGUCCUGGCAUGGUUUGUACUGCUCAAUGGUUUAACUAACUGGUUAUGUGUAAUUUUGUAUGACCCACAGUACCCGAAAACUAAAGACAACCCGUUUCUGCAGGUGAACCAACAGUAUGACACAUUGCCUGAUCACUUUAUAGCACCAAUUGAACAGGCUACUAGCAAUCAGAAUCAGCUGAAUGGACAUUGUGUAUAUGAUAUGACAUCAAAAGAGGCUCUACCUUGGAACUUCUGUAAAGAAUGUCAAAUGCAUGUUCCACCUCGUACUCAUCAUUGUAAAUUUUGUAAAACGUGUAUACUCAAAAGAGAUCAUCAUUGUUUCAUGGUUGGAAACUGUAUUGGAUUCAAAAAUCAAAGAUAUUUCAUAGUGCUUGCAUUUUAUGCUAUGAUAACAGGCGUUCUUGGAGGAUAUUUUACAUUUAAAUACGUGAGAAAUGUUAUUUGGCCAAGUCUUGAUUCAUGGUCCGAUAUGUUUUUCCCAAUCACUAUAUUCCGUUGCUUGUUCGGUGACAUCAAGGGUAUUAACUGCUUACUUAUUGUUCAUCUUUACUUAGAAUUCUUUUUUGGAGUAAUCGGUUUUGUUUACUUCACAUCUCAGAUGACAAUUAGUGCAAAUGGAAAGACAUUAUUUGAAGUAGCAAAGAAAGUGCCAAUAAAAAACAUGAAUUCCAUCAACCGCAACUUAAAAUCAGUAUUUGGAGACUUUUGGGUAUUAAAUUUUUUAUUUCCAAUGACAUUAAUAUUUCGCCAGAGGGAUGAUGGUAUACACUGGGAUGGGGUGAAAAUUGAUCAUAAUGCCAAUGAAAAAUGGGAAGAUGAUGGAGAAGUCAUUUAGAACAAAAUCUUUACUUGUAGUUUAGAAUUUUAUUCAUGUGGUUGAUAAAAUUCAUCUUGUGACAUAGUCAUGAUAGUGAAACCAAAGAGAGUAAAAUCUUUUCAAGUCCUUGAUAACAUUUUGUUAUUAUAAAUGUACACUACCUCAAUAAAUACAUGUAAAGUUCUAUUGUGCAUGAAGGUAGUAGUCUUUAAUGGCGCAUCAAAUCUGAUACAACUGUUAAAGUUAUAGAACUAUACAUAAUACAACAGUUGCUAUUUUAACUUUGUCAAUACUAUGACCACUUCUAUAUAGUAAGUAGUAUAGUUUACCUUUAGAUCUUCAAUUAAUAUACAUACCAGGAUAACACCUGUUUCAACUUAACAUAUACAUUAAUUUUGUAAUGAAGAUAACAUUGUAUAAGUAAACAUCUUAACUAUUUUUAAAAUGAUAACUUUCUUAUAUUUAUUUUCUCACCUGAAAUCUACAGAAAAAGUAACAUGCUACAAUAAGAAAAAUAUGGUAAUUUGUUUUAACAAUCUGUAUUGUUGUUAAUAUUAAUCUCAAGUUAACCUUUGUGCCAUUAUCACUGAACUGUAGAUAUGUACAUCUUUUUUUAUCUAUUUUUCUACCAUUUUAUAUUUAUUUAUUUCUCUUUUUAUAUGAAUCAUACAUUGAAAAGACUAAGUCUUUAUAAAUGAAUCUACAUGUAUUAUAGUCAAAUAAACUAAUUAUACAUGAA
This is a messenger RNA of Ruditapes philippinarum (Manila clam), 2090 nucleotides long. Its product is annotated as palmitoyltransferase ZDHHC15B-like. Gene Ontology annotation, molecular function: protein-cysteine S-palmitoyltransferase activity. The transcript has 3 exons. The record is from RefSeq and is a predicted model, not a curated record. Gene Ontology annotation, biological process: peptidyl-L-cysteine S-palmitoylation; protein targeting to membrane. Bases 263 to 1369 code for a protein of 368 amino acids. Gene Ontology annotation, cellular component: Golgi apparatus; endoplasmic reticulum. Lineage: Eukaryota; Metazoa; Mollusca; Bivalvia; Venerida; Veneridae.